Salvia miltiorrhiza (redroot sage) is the source of this 1078-nucleotide messenger RNA. RefSeq names its product protein SHI RELATED SEQUENCE 1-like. The coding region runs from base 321 to 935 and encodes 204 amino acids. The record is from RefSeq and is a predicted model, not a curated record. Gene Ontology annotation, biological process: positive regulation of DNA-templated transcription. Lineage: Eukaryota; Viridiplantae; Streptophyta; Magnoliopsida; Lamiales; Lamiaceae. Gene Ontology annotation, cellular component: nucleus. Gene Ontology annotation, molecular function: DNA binding; DNA-binding transcription factor activity. The transcript has 2 exons.
AGUUUCUUAAGAAUACUUACCCCCUCUGUUUCUCUCUCAUCCGCCUUACAAAGUAGCACAGUACACUUGAGCAGUGAGCCAUGAUAUGAACCGUCCCAAGAAGAAGAAAAGGAAAGUUGAGCUCAAAAAAGAAGCAAAAACCCUAAGAAAAGGAAACAAGCUUCACAUAGCCAUUUCCUCUCUUUCUUCCAACAACAUGGAAAAAAUCACACUCUCGCUCAUCUUCUCCUUCUCCUUCAAUGAUCACAAAUAAUGAAUAAAAUUACCCCCUCCAUUAAUCCGGCAACCUCGACCAUAAACAAAAAUUGAAAAAAAAAAAAAUGAAUAGAGGAGAAGCAACAGACAGUAGGUCGAGGUGCCAAGACUGCGGAAAUCAAGCGAAAAAGGACUGCGAGCAUUCGAGGUGUCGAAGCUGCUGUAAGAACCGAGGUUUCCAGUGUGAAACGCACAUUAAAAGCACGUGGAUUCCGGUUGCUAGGCGGCGGCCCAGGCACCUCGCAAUGCACCCGCAGCACCAGAUUCAACCCCUCCAUCAUCAACAGUUAGUUCUUGGCCCAAACCCUAAAAGAUACAGAGAAAUCCCACCACUAGGGUUUGAGGAGGAGAAUUUGCCGGCGGAGGCGUGUUUUCCGGCGGUGUUCCGAUGCGUUCGAGUGAGCUCGAUCGACAAUGCGGUGGAUGAUCAGUAUGCGUACCAGACCUCGGUGAGCAUCGGCGGCCAUGUUUUCACCGGAAUUUUAUAUGAUCAAGGCGCCGAACCACAAGGAACUGGAAACUAUGUCACCGGAGAGAGCUCCUCUUCUGCUGCGGCUGGAUUAUCAGAGCAACCUAAUUUUGUUGCAAGAACAACUGGUACAACCUCUCCUUCAUUUGCUGCCCCUUUUUCAGCAUUUACAAACGCCACUUCACACUUUUUGCACUACCCCAAAUCUUGAUUACACCAUCUAUUUAAUUUAUAUAUAUCUAUAUUUGGAAUAAAAAAGGAUGGGGGCGUGGUUCAAUUGGUUGAUUUGGUUGUAAUUGGAAUUUGAAUUGAGAUAUUUUAAUUGAGAUUUGAAUAGAGUUUAUUCUGCACUAA